AUGUCCUCCAACGUUUCCUCCGCUGGCAUUACUACUGACGCCACGACCGGCGAGCGCUUUAUCCCUUCUUCAACCCGUGCGGACGGCUCCAAGCGUCGUGAAAUUCGCGUCCGACCGGGCUACAAACCCCCAGAGGAUGUCGAGCUCUAUAGGAACCGCGCAGCCGCGGCAUGGAAAAACCGUGGGAAAGGUGGGGUGCCGGGUGCGGACACCAUGAGCAGCGAAGACGACAAGGCUGCCCAGGCCGCGAGCACGGCCGCCAGCAACAAGAACGCCAAGCGCAGAGAGGCCAGACGCAAGGCGAAGGAGGCCGAGGGUUCUGAGCCUACCACCGAGAAGAAGGGUGCUGACUCUGAUAACUGGCGCGUGGCAGCCCCAAAGAAAGAGGAGACGCCUGUUCAAGAUCUCGUCGAUAUUGAAGCUGAGAAGGAGAAGAAGGCUCGCAACCUCAAGAAGAAGCUGCGACAGGCACGAGACCUGCGCGACAAGAAGAAUGAAGGCGAACUGCUUCUUCCCGAGCAGCUCGAAAAACUUAUCAAGAUUCCCGAGCUGAUCCGUCAAUUGGACGUGCUCGGGUUCGACUCCAACGGCGACAAGAAGGAGAACGUCAACCCAGAGAAGGCUUGA
Messenger RNA from Penicillium daleae, 627 nucleotides. Its product is annotated as putative RNA binding protein Pym. The coding region runs from base 1 to 627 and encodes 208 amino acids. Gene Ontology annotation, cellular component: cytoplasm; exon-exon junction complex. Lineage: Eukaryota; Fungi; Ascomycota; Eurotiomycetes; Eurotiales; Aspergillaceae. The transcript has a single exon. Gene Ontology annotation, biological process: exon-exon junction complex disassembly. Gene Ontology annotation, molecular function: RNA binding. The record is from RefSeq and is a predicted model, not a curated record.